Phycomyces blakesleeanus NRRL 1555(-) is the source of this 1744-nucleotide messenger RNA. RefSeq lists its product as hypothetical. Gene Ontology annotation, molecular function: flavin adenine dinucleotide binding; NADP binding; N,N-dimethylaniline monooxygenase activity. Lineage: Eukaryota; Fungi; Mucoromycota; Mucoromycetes; Mucorales; Phycomycetaceae. The coding region runs from base 13 to 1494 and encodes 493 amino acids. The record is from RefSeq and is a predicted model, not a curated record. The transcript has 10 exons.
CUUUUACAUAAAAUGUCAAAUCCAACAGUUGGAAUCAUUGGGAGCGGUAUCAGUGGAAUAUGUGCAGCUAUUCAAGUGAAAGAAAAACUUGGUAUAACUGCAAAGAUAUUCGAAGCAGCAUCGGAAAUGGGAGGAACAUGGAGUCAGAACACGUAUCCUGGUUGUGCGUGCGAUAUUGACAGUCAUAUAUACUCAUAUAGUUUUGCAUUGAACCCAAUGUGGACUCAGAAGUAUAGUGGAGGGAGCGAAAUCAAGGAGUAUGUUCAAGGUGUCGCCAAAAAGUUCGGGGUGUACGAUGACAUACAAUACAAUACCACGGUUAUCAGUGCAACAUGGUCAGAAGAACUUCGCCAAUGGAAGCUGGACUGGAUACAAAAUAAUCAACCUAUUCAAACUUCGUACUAUGACUACCUAUUUUCUGCUCUUGGUUCGCUUCGCAUACCGCGUAUCCCAGAAAUUUUCAAGUCUUUUCAAGGCACUAUCGUUCACACCGGAGCUUGGGACUCAUCUAUUGACUUCACUGAUAAAAAAGUGGCUGUUAUUGGUUCUGGUUCAAGUGCAAUCCAAGUCAUACCUCAUCUUGUCAAGUCUGUCGCCAGUCUAGAGAGCUAUCAACGUUCAAGUGCAUGGGUUCUUGAUCGCAACCAAUUUACCUUUCCUUCGUGGGUAAAAACCAUGUUUCUCUAUGUUCCUUUCAUUUUGUACCUUUACCGUUUCUACUCAUAUUUAGGUUGGGAGUACCUUUAUUUUUUAUUCGGUUAUCCGGAUUCAAAAGCUUCCAAGUUUAUGACUCAAUCUAUCAAAAGUCGAAUGAUAAAACGUCUUGAAGCAAAAGGACGUGGUGAUUUGGUACCUUUGUUGAUCCCAGAUUAUGUAGUAGGGUGUAAGCGAGUUGCACCUUCGGAGAAUUACCUGGAGGCUUUGUGCGAUGAGAAAGUAUAUAUAAACCGGUCUCCUAUUAGGGAGAUUAUUGGGAGAACGAUAGUCACUGAGGAUGGAAGGUCUUCUGAAUUCGAUGUUUUGUGUUUGGCUACUGGGUUCAACGUCUCUGGCUUUCUUGGAAAUCUGCGUGUUACUGGUCGGGAUAAUGUAUGUCUGAAUGACUUGUGGUCUACAGAAUACUCCAAGACAUACAAGUCUGUUGGAAUACAUGGUUUUCCAAACUUUUUCUUAUUGGGUGGUCCAGCCUCACUUCUUGGAAACAAUUCUGUUAUCUUUAUGUUUGAGCAACAGGUUAAACUGGCAGUAAGAUCUAUGGCCUACGCUCAGAAGAACAACUUUAUUGCAAUGGAACCAACAGUCGAGGCCCAAGAUCAAUUCUCUGACCAACUUAGACGUGACUUUAAGGGUACAUCGUGGGAGUCUGGAUGUAAUAAUUGGUACAAGAAUGAAAGAGGAGAGAUAAGUGCUUUAUGGUCUGGACCAUCUUGUGCUUUCUUCUGGAAGCUUCACAAUACAAAUUUUGACAAGGAUUAUAUACACUAUAGUCCCUAGUGUUGAACUGUUUUAUAUUGAUAAGUUUUUGGAUUCUUUUUGGCUGUUAAUAUAAACAUCAAAUAUAGCUUUUUUUAAAAGUUUUUUUGUACAUUUAUUUGACAAUUUAAAGAUAAUUCAAUGAUUCCCGAAAAAAAACUCUUAUAAUUUCAUUUUAUAACCAAAAACACAAGUAUGUCUGUUACGUUUACCACAGAGCAUGUAUACUUUAAUAAAAUGAAAUGAUGUUUCAUUAAAAUCAUAACUUCUU